Molecule: messenger RNA, 2646 nt
Organism: Osmerus eperlanus (European smelt)
Lineage: Eukaryota; Metazoa; Chordata; Actinopteri; Osmeriformes; Osmeridae
Exons: 14
Coding region: 337-1632 (431 amino acids)
Biological process (GO): regulation of gene expression; regulation of RNA metabolic process
Cellular component (GO): nucleus; cytoplasm
Molecular function (GO): mRNA binding
Source: RefSeq, a predicted model, not a curated record
GGCGAGGGAUGCGGGUUCACUUGCCCUGUGUAGAGGCUUAUCUUGGGCUAAGCUAGGGGACGGACUAAUAGCAAAGCCAGCCUCACUCCAGCCGGUCUGAGGGCACAGGCAGCCAUCUGUCCACUCUCUGUGCAAUAACUGACAACAAAGGGGGCAAACAUUUAACAAGGACUGUAAAAUAGAGGACUAUUCAUUCUUGAGAGACAAGGGGAGAGACGAGGGACCAUUACACUGUAAUAGAAGGUGUGGCAUGGCGGCAGAGAGUUAUCUUCUUCCAUUAGUUGAUAGCGUUUAGUGUGAAGUUUAGCAGUCUCAAGACCUUUGUUUGAAGUGAAGAUGUCUGACAAGGAGGAAGUGUGCUCAGAUGGAGGGUUAAAUGUUACUCUCACAUUACGACUCCUGAUGCACGGCAAGGAAGUGGGAAGCAUAAUUGGAAAGAAAGGGGAAACUGUCAAAAAGAUGAGAGAGGACAGUGGGGCCCGCAUCAACAUCUCAGAGGGUUCCUCUCCAGAGAGAAUAGUCACCAUCACUGGACCAACUGAAGGCAUCUUCAGAGCUUUCUCCAUGAUUGCAGAGAAGUUUGAGGAGGAUAUUACAGCUGCGAUGACAAACAGCACAGUAACGAGUAAGCCGCCAGUGACACUUCGUCUGGUGUUUCCAGGAAGUCAGUGUGGCUCCUUGAUAGGUAAAGGAGGUUCCAAGAUCAAAGAGAUUAGAGAGACAACAGGAGCCCAGGUGCAGGUGGCUGGGGACAUGCUGCCAGACUCCACAGAAAGAGCUGUCACCAUCUCAGGCACUCCUCCGGCUAUUACACAGUGUGUGAGACACAUCUGCUCUGUUAUGCUGGAGUCACCACCCAAGGGAGCAACUAUUCCAUAUCGUCCUAAGCCUCCGCCGGGACAAAACCAUGCAGUAUUAGCACAUCAACACGCCGCACCAGCCUUUGCUUUUCAAGGACAGUAUGCUUUCCCUCAUCAAGAUUUGACCAAGCUUCACCAGUUGGCUAUGCAGCAUAUCCCCCUCCCUUCCCUUGGGCAGAGCAACCCUACCUUCCCUGGAAUGGAUGCCUCUGUCCCCACUAGUUCUCAAGAGCUGGCUAUACCUAAUGAUUUCAUUGGCUGCAUUAUUGGCAGACAGGGCAGUAAGAUCAAUGAGAUUCGCCAAGUAUCAGGAGCUCACAUCAAAAUAGCCAGCACCACUGAUGGAUCUCCCAUGCGCCAAGUCACGAUCACAGGCUCUCCAGCUAGCAUCAGUGUGGCUCAGUACCUCAUUAAUGCCAGCUUAGAGAUGGCUAAAUACACCAUGCAGACUGCUUCCGCUGGCAACCCUGUUGACCUCAACAUGAGCUUCUCUCAAUCUGCUCCUACUGUCUCCACACCUACCUCUAUGGCUGUCCUGGCUGCCACCCAAGCCCCCAACACCAUUAACGUCCACUCUCCCUCCACCCUACCGGCCAUCCCCACCCCACAGCACUAUGCUGUCCCUGUCUCCAGUCUGCUUGGCAUGAAAACCCUCCCUGUGCUGGCAGUCCACCCAGCCUCUGGUCUACCGCAAGGUCUAUCCCCUUACACCACUAAGAUCCAAACUGCUGGGAUGAAAAAAUCUGACCGCCAAAAGUUUGCGCCGUAUUGAUAUACAAGCUUUCUUGGUCUUUGUAUUGGCCAUGUUUCAACUGCAAACACAAACCGAUGUUUAAUUUGUACUGAUCUUACAAUCACUGUCUAGAGAGACAGUCAGAAACAAAUUGCAUACUUACCAGCAUAUUAAGGUCAGUAGGGUAAUGCUUUGUUACCUGCUACAGGUAAAAUCAAUGACCUACAUAAUAAAGGGAAAGGCAGUUAUAUGUCAAGUCAAGCAUUUCUCUUUUAUAGACAUGAACAUGUAUGGCAUGGCAGAGCACAGGGACUAUAGAGGCUCAUCAGCAGCAUAAUAACAAGCACAGCUGAUCUUCUUUAUGUGCUGGAAUUGUGUCCCACUGAAGUUUACAAAAAAUAUUUUUCAUGAAAUUUCGAGCUCAAAAGUUUUCUUAUAUGUGCUGUACUGACAAUUUACUGAAAGUAUUUUUUAUUUUUUAUUGUUAUAAAUAGUUAACCAGUCAUUUAGAUUUUAGAAAAAGCAGACAGUGUCAUAUUAAAUUACACUUCUACCUUUCCAGGAACGUAUUGAUGCAUUUUUCCGUAAUUACUGUGAAGUUUAUUUUAAUGACAGUUGUUCCACUCCUUUGUUCCUCUGUCAUAUUUCCUCCUGUCCUUUCUCAAUAGGCUCUCCUCAGUGGUAGCAGGCUUGGGUGUUCUGUAGUAGCGUUUCACAGUUGCAGUUCUGGCGGGAAUACCCUAAUGCCACAUGGAUUCUUGUGGAUUUGACUCUACACAAUAAUCAUGUAGGGUUGGACUGGCCAAACUCCUAUAGGGAUGUUUUUGCUAGCUGUUAUUCUCUAAAAUCCAUAUGAAUUGAGUUGCUACAAUAUUCAUAUUUUGAUCUGCUUUCAAUUUCUAAGGUUGAUGCAGAACAAAUUCUAACAAAUAUAUGUCUUUGUGUUUGUAGCCAGUGUCUACCCUUGGUUUUGGUAAUGAGCUCUCCAUAUUUGUUACAUUUUGUCAUAUGCAGAAUUACCUUGGAAUAAAUAGAGCUUUUUAUGAUUACAAA